Sander lucioperca (pikeperch) is the source of this 4287-nucleotide messenger RNA. RefSeq names its product prospero homeobox protein 1-like. Gene Ontology annotation, molecular function: DNA-binding transcription factor activity, RNA polymerase II-specific; RNA polymerase II cis-regulatory region sequence-specific DNA binding. Gene Ontology annotation, biological process: regulation of transcription by RNA polymerase II. NCBI's taxonomy places the organism in Eukaryota, Metazoa, Chordata, Actinopteri, Perciformes, Percidae. Bases 7 to 1857 code for a protein of 616 amino acids. Gene Ontology annotation, cellular component: nucleus. The record is from RefSeq and is a predicted model, not a curated record. The transcript is spliced from 4 exons.
ACAAGCAUGAAUCCAAGUGUUUGGAGCAACGGUAUGUAUUCCUCCAGCGGCAUUUGCCUUGACGGCUGCACUGCAGAGCACCUCUCCUCUUUUCAACCAGACCCCUUGCUGUCAGAUUCAGGUGUGCCAGGUGAUUCUGUGUUCGUACACAGAGACAGCAAGGACAUAAAAAUGCUACCGGAGAGUGCUUAUUACAGCAGCAGUGAUGCUGCUUCAAGUUUGAUCUGUUCCAGUCAGCUUGAGCUCAAUCCAACUAGAAACAGCACCGCUGGACAUUUACCCACGAGAAGGCACCAAUCUCCUGCAUCUAGUUCUUGUGGCCACUAUGACUGGAACUUAAACAGUGGCCAUCAAGCAAAGCGUGCCAGAGUAGAAAAUAUAAUCAAAGGCAUGACCAGCUCUCCAGGUAUGCACUGCACUGAUGUGAUGACAAAUCUGCAUGAGGUGUCAGACGGCAUGCAGGAAAAUGAAAGGAUUCAAGAUCAGGAGCACAUGGAAAGAAGUGGAUCUGACAGUCAGACAACACGAAAGCAGCAGGAGAGUCAGCAUCAGCACCUCAGACAGCUCAGAACAAAGUUCAAACGUGUGGAUGGAGUAACUGACAUUACAGACAGUAAGGACAAAAAGAAUCCCACCUGGAAUGAUUCUUCUGAAACAUCUCCCAGGGACGCAUUGAUAGAUUCACACAGUGAGUUUGAGAGCAGCUCAAGUAUAAAAUAUCAAGGAUGGAAGAAGGGAAAACCGACUGACUACUUCCAAUCCAAAUCUGAAAGAAUAAAGCUGAUAGCAGAUGUUUUGAAGUACGAACUGUCCAGAGCUGUCACUAGAAGUGUUGACUCUAUUUUUAAAAGCAUGCCACUUCUACAGACAAAUGACGAGAUGAAUGUAGAGACUGAUAUGCCUCUUUAUUCAUCAGUUGGUAAAGAUGAUAAAUUAAGAGUUUCCUGCUGUGGGAAUGCAGAGGUGCAAGUCCCAGAUGUUCAAACCGAAGCUCUGUCUCUGGUUGUACAAAAGCCUCAACUGGAAGGAGAUGAUAAGUUCAUCCUCCAGUCCAGAUCAAGAGCUCACCAUUGUCCCAGACCUCCAGCCCCCUUCGGUCGGGACUCCGCUCUGCAUGAAGAUCAGCCGUCAGAAAAGAAUCACAGCACCGCCCUUCAACAUGCCCUCAGAUUCUUGCACAAUGGAGGCUCUGAAGUUGGUCAAGCAAAGUUUGAGGCGUUUGACACUGAUUGGAAUUCGGUCAAAGUGAGAUCGAAGAUCAACUCCAGAUGUGUCAGAAGCCCACAGACUCCCACUGUGUCGGUGGAUCCCAUGCUGUUGGAAAGCCUGUCUCUCCCUCAUGUCAAGAUUGAGUCUGAUUUCCUGGUGAAGAAUUACAUGUACAUGCUGAAUGAGGGUCUGACCACACAUCAUCUGAAGAAAGCAAAGCUCAUGUUCUUUUACACUCGCUACCCGAGCUCACUGAUACUGAAGAUGUGUUUCCAUGAUGUGCAGUUCACGCGCUGCAUCACCUCUCAGCUCAUCAAGUGGUUCAGUAACUUCAGGGAGUUUUACUACAUCCAGAUGGAGAAGUUUGCCCGGAACGCUCUUCUAGAAGGAGUGGCCGACGUGAGGGGUCUGACUGUGGGGAGAGAAUCAGACCUUUUCAAAGCUCUCAACAUGCACUACAACAAAGCCAACGACUUCCAGGUCCCUGACAGAUUCUUGGAGGUUGCCAAGAUUACAUUGAGAGAAUUUUACAUUGCCAUUUCAAUGGGCAAAGAUCGUGAUCCAUCGUGGAAGAAAGCAAUCUACAAGGUGAUAUGUAAACUGGACAGUGAUGUACCAGCUGAGUUCAAAAGUCAUCACUCUGGAUGAGAACCAACUAGAAGAUAUCAUGUGCCACAGUGGUUACUGUCACAAUGUGGACUUACUUGUACCUCAAUUAGCAAACUAUUUGGUUUUUAAUGAAGAGCAUGCUAUAGGUGAGUUAUGUACAUGACUGGACGUGUCCAGUCUCCACACAUACAGUAUAGCAGACUGAUGUCUGACAUUAUCAAAGGCUUUACUGGCUGUUUUUGUUGCAUUAUGAGGUCAUUGGACAUAAUCUGCAUUUUGCUAUAAUAACCAUAUUAUAUAGUAAUAACACAUUUUGUAUUGUAUUGAUUGUGAAACUGUUUUAUUGGUGCAACACCAAACACUUUGUUUUUUGAGAAGCAUUCUUUUUUUCACAAAAUAAGGUCCACACCAUAUGAGAAAAAAAUAUUUAAUAUUCAGCAGAGCUCAUUAUUUUCAUUCUGUAUGUAUGUACAGGCUAUUUAAAAUGGAAAUUACUUAAUAAGUGUAUAUGUCUAUUAUGUCUCUAACCUGCCCGCCCCUUACAAACUCUGUUCUUAAAACAGCAGUGUUUCUGUAAGUAUGGAAGACAGCUUGAGACUAUCCAUGAGAGAUCCAUACUUACCAUAAAAAUCCAUCCAUCCACUUUCUAAAUGACACAUGGUGGCUGGCUGUCCGCGGGCUAAUCAAACAUGGUCUUCAUCAGAGGUUCUGAGUGUUUGGUCAUAAUUGAUGAUCCUUGUUUUGUCUUCAGUUAGUUCUGUAACAGCGUUGAUCAUCCAGAUGAAAAUUUCUCAUGGGUGAAAAUUGUGUACUCUUUGUUCACAAAGGUGCAAGGUUUGUAAAUGUAAAAUGUAUCUUAAACACUGAAUACACCUGCUUAGAUAUUAACCAUGAUAAUCACACUCAGUUGGCUCCUUUAAAUACCGAUAUGCAGUGUGCACAUAGGCAUUAGAAAACUGAACAGCAACACAACUACACUUCUGUGUGAUAUUUACUUAUUAAUGACUUUGCUGUCAACAAUGAAUGACAACAAGGGUCAAACAGGCAAACUCUAGUACAUAUUAAAGCUUGGGUAGGCAGUUUUCUGGAAAAGCCAAAGCACACGCCAGAACUUGAAAAUACAGCCAUCCUCCUGCAGCUCUCCCCUCUGUGCUAAGCCACUCCCACCAGACAAGCAUGUCCAUAUACACGCGCUUCAUACCUGUACGAGUACCAGUCAGUCAUUUCAGUCAUCCCGAUCAUGAUUGUGAUCCCGGUGCCGUUAUAAAGCGCUAAUUCUACGCAAAUUACUGUUUUGUUUGCAAACCUGUGGGCCUGUAAAGCCAUUUGAGAUAAAACACUGUGAUACAAGUUCAUUUUAUAAUUAAAACGUGUGUCAAUAUCGGCGAAGCGUUACAGAGAUGGAGAGAAAAUGUUGCUAACCGUUUAGCCUCAUGCUAACCCUAGCCAUAAGGUUUAGUCGCAGCCGUGAGCCUUUGGCUACGGUAAGAAGAAGGCUAAACUAUUGGAGAGAUGGAGAGAAAAUGUUGCUAAUAGUUUAGCUUUCUGCUAAGCGUAGCAGUGAGCUUCUGUAAAUAAGCGGACAAUUGGUUUGAGGUUCAUCACUUCCCAGUACGAUCUUUAAAAUCGCCCUUAUUUAAAUCAUUGGGCCCUAUCUUGCACCCAGCACAGCGCAAAGCAAAGUCCGACGCAAGCGUCUUUGAUAGUUUAAGACCGACGCAGUUGUCAGUUUCCUGUCCAGCGGCCACAUCGUUUAAAUAGCAAAUGCACCUGCGCCCAUCUUUGCACCCAUGGGCGUGCUGGUCUUACAGGGAGGUGUGUUCAGGUGAAUUCUUGUCAUAUUGCUAUUUUGAGGCAGCGGGAAGUGAUCGUGCCAUUGACUUUUUUGGCUUCAUGCGCCACUGAGCAAUUUUCAUAUACACUGUGUGCAGUUCUCCGUCCAAGACGUGCACAUGCAUCUGCAGAACAGCCAACCUGUGAUUGGCCUAAGUCUCCCGUCACGGGCUAGAUUUUCUAAAGCCUGAAAACAGCCAAGAGGAAGACGUUUUCCCUCAGUCCACUUGAAUUACAAUAUGCUAUAAGGUUAUUAUAGAUUAGACAGAUGCACAAUGACACGUAAAGAAAACUGCCUAGCCCAGCUUUAAGUGUGCCACUGUAUCAAAACAUUAUUGAACAAAGCAGUAAGAGCAGACAUUUUGUAUAAACAUCCAUCUUUUUUCACUUGUAGAUUGUCCACAUACAUUUGCAGCCAGUUGUCAGAUUGUUUCAAAGUUUAACUGACUUGUGAGACAGAUAAACAAAAAGCACUAAACUUGCAUUGUUCUUUCUUGCUUAAAUUAACAUUAUGGUUAAUUGUGGGCUUUGAUAAUGUGCAUUAGUGAUCAUAUAUAGUAACAAUCAGCUGAAUGUGGUACAGUUCAAAUGUUAUCUUGACUUUGUAUGUAAAAAUGUGUUCAAAAAAUGUAAGUU